AUGUUGCUGUUGAAGGAUGUUGAAGGACUCAGUGAGACAAGUGCUGAGGACAAGUUGGCGUCCAAGUGGAACAAGGCUGACUCCAAUGCAGUCAUUGUGGACGUCGACUGUACGACGGAUGAUGCGAAAGAUUUGUGCAGCAAGUAUGGCGUGCAGGGCUAUCCCACCUUGAAGUAUUUCAGCCCAAGGACGUCAAAGGAAGGCGAUACAUACGAGGAUGCUAGAGAUCUCAAGGCUCUGAACAAGUUUGUCAAGAGGGCCUCAAAGCUGCCGUGCUCACCAGACACGGGAGAGAACUGUGAUAAGAAGGAUAACGCAUACAUAGAGGAGAUUAAAGAUAUGCAGCUUGACAAAAUCAAGGAGGAGCAUGGCAAGCUAAAGAAGGAGUUAGAGGAUUUGGAGGCAGAGUACAAGGCCUCAAGCGAUCUCUUCGAGAAACAAAAGGAAGAAGCCAUGGCCACAAUGAAGAAGUCGGAGGAUCUCAAGAAAUCUUUGGGCAAACUUAAAGACAAGACCGGCUACAAGAUUGCCAUCUUGGAAGCCAAAAGCGCGAAGACCGAGCUCUAA
This is a messenger RNA of Durusdinium trenchii, 567 nucleotides long. The record is from the annotation of a GenBank genome assembly. Lineage: Eukaryota; Dinophyceae; Suessiales; Symbiodiniaceae.